Molecule: messenger RNA, 1397 nt
Organism: Papilio polytes (common Mormon)
Lineage: Eukaryota; Metazoa; Arthropoda; Insecta; Lepidoptera; Papilionidae
Exons: 11
Coding region: 65-1372 (435 amino acids)
Source: RefSeq, a predicted model, not a curated record
AUCUGAUGAAAAAUUACAAUGCAAUGAAGACGCUAUUAAACAAGUCUCAAAUGAUGUCAAAAUAAUGUGGCUACAAAGUGCUCUAAAUUUUAUUAAAAAUGAUCACCAAAUUACUUUAAAAUUCCCUACAAUAUCAGUAGAUGAGUCUGAUUUUAUUGAAGCAAUAUUAAAUCAGAAUUGUGCACCAGAAUUGGAUGGACGUUUUACUGCAUUGUAUUUGUCAAUAAAGGAAGCAUUGACAAUAUAUAAAACUAAGUACAAUUUUGCAUUGAACACAGUAUGUAAAAGUAAAACGACAAUAAAACUGGAAAUUGAGAAAAUUCCUAAGAGUAAUAAACUAAAGUUUGUUAAAAUGCCACCAAAGAAGAAAGAAGCAAAAUUAAGUGAAAAAAAAUUAAAAAGACGCACCAAAAUAGCCAAUCAAAAGAUGAAUAUCAUAAAUGCAGUACCUAUGCAGUACAUAAUUAAUUGUUAUUCACAAAUUCUGGAAUUCCUAGACGAUGAUAUACGUUUCUCUUUAAAAUUCGAUAAACUGACAAACGUUGAAUAUUCAUUUAUGGUCAAUAUAAAACAAAUAGUGAAGAGUAGAGAACUUUUAGAUGGAAUUCCGGCAGAACUUAAUACAUUAUUGGAGCAUAUAAGUGAACACAAAGAAUAUGCAUUCAGUUUAUAUCCAAAUAGAACUAAAUAUGAAGACAAAUACAUUACGAUUAUGAAAGUACCAAAAGGAGGAAUGAGGGGUAAUUUUAACACCACACAAGAUAGGACUAAAACUACCACUUCUCGACCAUAUUAUAAUUUCCCCGAAGCGAUGGAUUUUGAAAUGCAGGCAACAGAGCUCAACAACAAUAAAGUAUUAUAUAGAAAAAUCGAUAAUACCAUUAAAAAUACCAUUGAAAGUAAUGCUUCCAAUUUAAAUCAGAAUUGUGCGGAGGAUAAGCAAUUUGGAAAAGAGUUUACUAAUAAUAUAUUUAAAUCAAGCAAUCCUUAUCCAAUUCAAAGUAAAAGUGAGGGGCACAAGACACGAAGAGCAAAUUCCUUAACAUCUUGCUAUGCGGAUGUCAAAAGCAGUUCAUCGACUAAUUUGAAUGAGACUAUCUGCGAUUCAUGGGAAAAUGUGGACAUUUCUUAUUGGCAACCUCCUACAGCGGCUGAAUCUCUCGCUGCUUAUAAUGAACAGAUACUCGCAAAUCAAUCAAAAUCCAUACAAUUUGAACGCGGAGGUAGUGUCGAUGUGUUGAAUGAGGAACAUUCUAGCAAUAUAAAGCAGAACAAAGUUAGAGGCCGCAGCUGGAGCAGAGAUAGAGAGAUGAAGAGUAAAAUGUAUGAAGCGCUGUGUGUACCAGUUAAAAGUACUAAAGCUAUGAGGUAAGAGACAUUAAGUAACUAGUUACUAU